AUGCUGUUGAGGUAUCUGAGUGCGGCCGCUCUGGCUCUGCAAUCCGCAAACGCUUUCAAGGACGCUUCGCCCUUCGUUCUCUACUCGACCAGCCACGCGCAGACACUUCAAGAGAGCAUUGAACACCAAAUCAAGGGCUGUCCCUCGGACACUUAUGUCGUCGUAUCGCAGCCCGGCGUAAACUCCAACGACUUGACACUCUCCAAAUCCACACCACAUCUGCGCCGCCGCCUUGAGGCCAAGGACAACAACGUCAAGUCUUUCUUUGCCGCCAAGAAUGUUGUGGGACAUGUUGAUGCUAGGGCCCUGGUAGCCUCAAUCAACCGCGAAUGCAACACUGCGAGCACAUUGCUAUUGAGCGGCGAAAAGAUUCCCACCAAGCCCUACGACGCCAUUCACGUCCAAUUCCCCACCCUGCCUACCGCCAACGACGAUCGUGAAUCCGCUCUGCUCCGAGCCGACUCGUACCUGAAUUCGCUGCUCGCAACUCUCGACUCUUACACUGUUCUUUAUGCCACUCUCGACAACCUCUCACCGAGUCAAUCCCAGCACCGUGAACAGUACGAGAUGGACGAGCCUUAUCCGUCAAACAUGCACACCGACUUGAAGCGUGACCUCGACGCCCACGUUUUCCGCGCUAGCAAUGCUUCAAACCCCCAAGCCGACCUGGCCUUGUUCGAGAAGUACCAGUUCCUCUCGCCAGGUACGUCUUCUCGCCUCAAAUAG
Molecule: messenger RNA, 726 nt
Organism: Aureobasidium uvarum
Lineage: Eukaryota; Fungi; Ascomycota; Dothideomycetes; Dothideales; Saccotheciaceae
Source: the annotation of a GenBank genome assembly